AUGGCUGCGCAAAAGGAUGUGGAAAAGUUCCUCCAGGACAACCCUGCAUUUGCUAAACAGUACUUUUCCAAGAAGAUGAGCCCUGCCUCCAUAUCAAAGGUGUCAGGACUCUCAGAGAAACAGAUUGACUUCAGCCAGUUCCAGGAGCUCUCUCAGGUCGAAGAAAGCAGAAUCAUGUAUGACCUAAUCAAAGACAUGCAGGAGAACAUCAACGUGGAGAAGGUGGUGUUCAAGAUUCUGAAGAGAAUCACCGCGCUCAUUCACGCAGACCGGUGCAGCUUGUUCAUGUACCGGCAGCGGAACGGCGUCGGAGAGCUCGCCACAAGGCUCUUCAAUGUCAGCACAGAUGCAGAGCUGGAGGACUGUGUGGUGCCACCAGACUCUGAGAUCGUCUAUCCGCUGGACAUGGGAAUAGUCGGCCACGUGGCCCUGACCAAGAAGACUGUGAAUGUGAAAGAUGUCACAGAGAAUCAGUACUUCAGCUCAUUCGUCGACGAACUCACAGAGUACCAGACCCGAAACAUUCUGGCUACGCCCAUCCUCAACGGCAAAGACAUGGUGGCUGUGAUCAUGGCUCUGAACAAGACCACAGGACCACAUUUCACUGCUGAAGAUGAAGAUCUUUUUUUAAAGUAUCUAAAGAUUGCCACUUUGAACUUGAAGAUCUACCACCUGAGUUACCUCCACAGCUGUGAGACGCGUAAAGGACAGCUGCUGCUGUGGUCGGCCAACAAGGUGUUUGAAGAGCUGACAGACAUUGAGCGACAGUUUCACAAGGCCUUGUACACAGUCCGAGCCUACCUCAACUGUGACCGUUACUCUGUUGGUUUACUAGACAUGACGAAGGAGAAGGAGUUCUUUGAUAUUUGGCCGGUGUUGAUGGGAGAGCAGGCACCGUACUCUGGCCCCGUCACUCCUGAUGGCAGGGAGAUAAUUUUCUACAAAGUGAUUGAUUAUAUUCUACAUGGAAAAGAAGACAUUAAAGUAAUACCCACUCCGCCUGCAGAUCACUGGGCCCUGGUUAGCGGCCUGCCUACUUAUGUAGCCGAGAGCGGCUUUAUCUGUAACAUUAUGAAUGCAGCUGCUGACGAGAUGUUCCAGUUUCAGACUGAGCCGCUCGACAGCAGUGGUUGGACCAUAAAAAAUGUUCUCUCGCUGCCAAUCGUCAACAAAAAAGAAGAGAUAGUGGGCGUGGCCACUUUUUACAACAGAAAGGAUGGAAAGCCUUUUGAUGAUCAGGAUGAGCAGCUCAUGGAGGCUUUGACACAGUUCCUGGGCUGGUCCGUCUUGAACACGGACACUUACGACAAGAUGAACAAGCUGGAGAACCGCAAAGACAUCGCUCAAGACAUGGUGCUCUACCAUGUCAAAUGUCGGGAUGAUGAGAUUCAGAAUAUCCUGAACACCAGAGAAGUCUAUGGCCUUGAACCAAGAGACUGUGAAGAGGAGGAUCUCCUAGAAAUCCUGAAACCAAUGCUACCUCCACUUAUUAAGAAGUUUGAGAUCUACGAGUUCCACUUUUCGGAUUUUAACUGCACAGAGAUGGAGCUGGUGAAGUGCGGGAUCCAGAUGUACUAUGAGGUUGGAGUGGUCAGGAAGUUCCAGAUCCCUCAGGAGGUGCUGGUUCGGUUCAUGUACUCAGUCAGUAAAGGCUACAGAAGGAUCACAUACCACAACUGGCGUCAUGGCUUCAAUGUGGGACAGACCAUGUUCACACUCUUAACGACGGGAAUGCUGAAACGGUACUACACUGACUUGGAGGUUAUGGCCAUGAUAACUGCAGGCUUCCUGCACGAUAUUGAUCACAGAGGGACCAACAACUUGUACCAAGUCAAAUCUGGCAACCCUCUGGCAAAGCUGCAUGGCUCAUCCAUCUUGGAACGACACCAUCUAGAAUUUGGAAAGUUCCUCUUGGCUGACGAGUCAUUGAACAUCUACGUAAACCUAAACAGACGACAGGUAGACCACGUGAUUCAUCUCAUGGACAUCGCCAUUAUUGCCACUGACCUGGCUCUUUAUUUCAAGAAAAGAACCAUGUUCCAGAAGAUUGUGGACCUGUCACACACAUAUGAGGAUGAAAAGAAGUGGGUUGAUUUCAUGUCCCUAGAAACAACCAGAAAAGAAAUCGUCAUGGCUAUGAUGAUGACCGCAUGUGACUUGUCAGCCAUCACAAAGCCUUGGGAGGUACAGAGCAAGGUUGCCUUGUCUGUAGCAGCAGAGUUCUGGGAGCAGGGUGACCUGGAGAGGACAGUACUGGAACAACAACCUAUUCCCAUGAUGGACAGGAACAAGGCAGCAGAGCUUCCAAAGCUACAGUGUGGUUUCAUUGACUUUGUCUGCACGUUUGUCUACAAGGAGUUUUCUCGCUUCCAUCCACAAAUCACGCCCAUGCUGGACGGCAUCCUGAAUAACAGGAAGGAGUGGAAUGCGAAAAAAGAGGAGUAUGAGGCUACACUCAAAGCCCUGGAGGAGGAGAAGGCUGCUAAAGAAGCAGCCACAGCCAACAAAGCUACUACAAACAACACCGGUGGAGGCUCUGGCUCAAAGACCUGCUCAGUGAGCUAAAAAGGUCAAAAAGCC
This is a messenger RNA of Epinephelus lanceolatus (giant grouper), 2580 nucleotides long. Its product is annotated as rod cGMP-specific 3',5'-cyclic phosphodiesterase subunit beta. Gene Ontology annotation, biological process: signal transduction. Lineage: Eukaryota; Metazoa; Chordata; Actinopteri; Perciformes; Serranidae. The record is from RefSeq and is a predicted model, not a curated record. Gene Ontology annotation, molecular function: 3',5'-cyclic-nucleotide phosphodiesterase activity; protein binding.